Messenger RNA from Naegleria lovaniensis, 3000 nucleotides. RefSeq lists its product as uncharacterized. The record is from RefSeq and is a predicted model, not a curated record. The coding region runs from base 1 to 3000 and encodes 999 amino acids. Lineage: Eukaryota; Heterolobosea; Eutetramitea; Acrasida; Naegleriidae. The transcript has a single exon.
AUGGGCAAAAACAAAUCUGUAAUUUCAAGUGGCUCCAAAGACAGUGGUGGUGCUAGUAUAGCAUCUAUAACUUCAAAUCGAUCAACAUUUUCUACCAUGGCAUCAUCAAAGAGCACGAAAAAGAAUACUUCUCAACACCUUAAAAAGUCAUCGGCCUCGGUCAUUGACUCAAAGAAGGCUCCUUCAGUCUAUGAUGAAAUUUUGAAAACAGCUUUCAAGAAGAAGCCUUUACCAUCAACGAACUCUAAAGGACUCCAUAACACGGAGAACAUCAAGCAAGAAAAGAAGAAGAAGGUACAAGAAACGUUCAUUCCAACUCAGGGUAGUAACGAUCCGUAUAUUGAGGUUCCUGAUGAACCGCCUUCAAUACUAAUCUCACAUGAUCGGAAUGAUGUUGUUCAUCAACAUGUCCAUGAGUUACAUCAAACAAUGCCUCUUCAAGAGAGUAAAUUGAUCGAAACUUUUGAUCAAGACAUUGCACAUCCUCAACCUCUCUCCACCGCUUCUCAAGUUUAUCCAGCAAUGACGCACUCAAUGCCCCAACAGAUUCACAUCGGUCCUCCCGUGCCUCAAUCGUCAUCACUACACAUAACUGUGGAUCAACCGUUCGUCGACGAGAACAACAAAUCAUUGAAUACGCAUAACACGCACCAAGAUACACCACCUCCAACGAUACUCUUGACUGAGCCCAAACAGGCCGUGUCUCAUACUCCAAAGUCAGAAACAUAUCCAGACGCAUCCUCAACAAAGAGCCUCAAAGAAAAUGCACUCCCAACGCCAGAGCUUCAAACCAGCGUAAAGGAAUCAAUGGAGCCUUUGGUUCCAAUACCCCAUCCAAAAGUAGACUCUUCGACCAAUCAAUCUUUUAUUGCUUCAAAAGAUGACAUUGAACUGUCGCACGGUAUCAACAGUUCUGCUAAUGUUUCGCGAGUUUUACCAACUGAGACUCCAGUGGAGCGAAUUUCAAAAAUAACAGAAGAGGAAAAGCUCAAAGUCAAGACGUUCGCUUCAAGAAAUUUAAGGUACAAUGAUCCAGAUGAAUUAUUUAAUUUUAAGAUCGAAGAUGCUGUUACUAGCUGCUCUACCUCUGCUGCAGUAGAAAAUGUAUUUGUUGUGCCUCAGAUUAGUAUAGGAGAUGUUCAUGACAUUAUUGAAGAGCGUGAGGAUUGUAAAAAGAGUGAUCGUUACUUGGAGUCACCAAGCGAGGAAGAAGUUGAGGAGGUUAUUCCUCACAAAUCACAGGAAUUAAUAUUCAAUGAUGAUGUUGUAGUUUUUGAAUCACCAGAAGAAGAUACCAAAACCUUUUCUACAGCCACUGACGGAUCAAGCGAUUUUGAUUUGCAGGAGGCUGCAGAAUUGGCUGUAUCAACAGAACGCUUGGAAGAGCAUCUUAAAAAAACACUAAAUCUUGAAAGAGAGAAUCAACUGCUAGAGAGAGAAAUUAAACAUUUAGAACAAGAAAUUAAAACAAAAUACAGCGACGAGGUAUUUGAGAAGGCUUUUCCUGUUGUUGAAAUACUUUCGAAACCAAGAGGAUCAAAAUCAAUAGAACGAUAUUCUGAUGCAUCCAGUUCAACAACCAAUACAGCAGCGCUAAAACCACGAAUUGAGUCGAACGAAAACGAUGAAGAUUUAAAGUUUGAAUUGGAGUUGCUGAAAAUUGUUGGAGAAGAUUUUAAGAAUCGCAAGAAGAAUGCACCUUCUUCUUCCACUACGGCUGAUACAACCACUCAACCCGUCAUACCUUCUGCAUUGGCGCCCCCUCCAAACGUGCCUCAAACAUUUGCGCCUGUAGAGCCAUCCAGUACCUCUUUGCAACAACCCAAGCAAGACGGUUUAGCAACUACUAUUUCCACUGUAUCUUCACAGAGCCAACGGUUGGCAGAAUAUAAAGCUAGGCGAAACGCACGAAUGAAGCAGGCUCAAGAAAUUAUUCCAAGUGUUCCAGCAAUCCACAACUCGGAACCAAAACAACAAGAUAGUGACCAUGCAGAGAGUAAGGUUGGAAGACAAACUGCUCCCUCCCUCACAGACACGUUGGCACCAGCUGCUCAACACUCACCAACUGUAACAGACGUUCAGACGCACGUGGAAGUUAAACAUUCCCUGGAUGACGAUAGCAAGUUAAAUGCAAAGCUGAAUGAUCAAAGCAUCAACCUGAAACCUGUGCACUCCAACGUUCAGAAUAGUGACACCACACAAGAGAUGAUUCCAAAAAUUUCUCCAAUCAAAGCUCGACCAGAUAAGGGCUUGUCACCACUAAAGGUUUCUCCAAAUCGAACAAAUGUUACUAGAUCUAUGGAAAAAACAUAUGCAAUUAUUGGAAAGGAAAGCUUUGAUCAUUCCUCGUUAAGUAAGCAAGAAACGUUGUCGAGAGUAACAUAUUUGGAAAAGUUUAUGAAGGAUUUAAAGCGAAAAAAACAAGAAGAGUUGGAUUCUUUCGAGCAAAAGUUUUCUCAAAUGAGGGCUUACUUUGAAAAACAAUUAGAAGCUCGAGACAACGCAGUUCAUCAUUUAACUCACCAAAAUCGAAUGUUGAAGGAAAGGUUAACACUCACACAAACUCAAAUUGAUGACUUGUCCAUGGUGAUUGAGCACAUUUUAGAGUCCCAAGAGAAAAUGGAAGAAGCAAUCUCGGUCAACAAUAGUAAAGUUAUAACACCAAGAAAGGGAAGUAGUGAAAUGGAAGACGAACCCGUUUCUCCUGUUUCUGGAGGAGGAAUAUCUACGAGUGGUGAACAUCAUCACCAACAACAAGAGAAUUCAACAAAUUUACCACCAGGACCAACCAGUAGCGACUCUCAUCUUUCACCAAACACGAUAAAGAAGCGCUUGAACAGAGACUUUGAGGACGAAUCAGGAAAUACCUUACUUGAAACUCCACAAUUUUUAGAAAACAUUGAAGAAGGUAUUAGUGUUGGUCUCAGCAACGAUGGGGACGUGUAUUUAUCGAUUGGAAAAUCUAGCGUUCCUUUAGGCGAAUAUAUCAAGACACUGUAA